UGCAGCCAAACAAGGCACCUGAGUGGGCUAGAUACAGCCACCUCCCCCCCCGCUUUCCGCAGCAGACUGGAGGGAUUGGGGGUCUGCAGGGAUGGGGACUGCCAGUGGUAUUUGGGGAUGCUGUGUUGCCUGGGGACAGCUGGUGUUUCAGCCAGCUGGAACGAGAUACUAAACUGAUGCAGGUGGUGCAGUGCAAUCCCUGCCUCCCACCCCCUUCCCCUUGGGAGGUGGGGGGCCAUGGGACCUGGCUUGUCUGAUUCCUGGCUCCUUGGGGUGCACUGGUGUGGGGUCUGCAGAUGACUGUGAGUGGGAAGGACCAGCUUGUGCUGGGGACUUGUGUGUGCAGGGGUUGAGCUACAUCUCCUUGCUGAUCCAAGGGUAGAAGGGACCUGCCAUGCAGCCAGGCAGCACUGGCAUUUGAGGUUCUCUUUGUCCUCCCCAUCAGUAUCCAGGUGGGCCAGUGGCUUGUGCCUGGCCUUUAAAACUGAGAGCAUGAAGUGGGAGGGGGAACCACAAAAGGGCUCUUCAGGUGCCGAGAAAACGUCUCCAAAGACAAAGAGACUGCCCAAAAUGGAUGAGGAGUGCAAAUUCCCCCAGAGACAGGGAAAUUAUUCAUAACAACCAUGGCAUUUUUUGUGCUAGUUGGCCUGCCACCAUGGGCUUUGGCUGCUUUUCCUUCCUCCGUGGUGAGUGCAGGCUGGGACCCCCCCCAUCUGAACCUCAAACCCAUGCGAUGCUGCAUAUGUGUCCUGCAGGAUGUGUUUCUGCUCCAUCUCGGUUUGGCUGGGCUUGCUCUGCCCUGAGGGAUGAGGGACAGGGAGCUGCCCCCCCCCCCCCCCAGCCUGCCACAAUCCCUAUCUUCACUUUGUUUUUGUCUUGCAACCAGAGGGGAAAAAAACCAAAAACCCAAACCCCAACACCCUUUUGGUUCCUGCAGCUCAGAGCUUUGUGCUGUAGGCUUGUUCUCCUCCCCACUGCCUUUUCCAACAUCCUCUUGAACCUUUCACCACUUUCCCCACCAAGAAUGCAGCAGGUUUGCCGGAGCUGGGAGGUUUUUUCAGCAAAUUUGGCAGGUCGUGCGCUGGGAAAAAGCAUCCAGGUGCACUCAAUAGGGCUGGCCUGGGGGGAUUCUGCUGGCACUCUGAGCAGGAGGGCAGUGGUGGAGUGGAGACGUGGUGCCAGCCUCGCCUGGCCGCGUGCAGGGAAUUUCCCUUCCUGCAUUUGCCUGCCGGCUCUGCUGGGCAUCCUGAUGGGACUUGUUGGGAAGCAGCUCAUGUGAUGGGUAGUUUGGUGGGGAGUGCUGGUUCUGGGGACCUACUGCCUCCUGGGGAAUGGGAGGAUGAUGCCGUGAGAAGUUUUGUGUUCCCUUAAACCCCCCAGCAGUGGCCAGCUGUGCUUUGGGUGUUGGGCAGGCACUUGGUCCUGUUCUAAGGUGAGAGCUGCCUGCCCCGCUGGUGCUUCAGGAGGAAACGCCGCCACUGUCCCUCCCCACCACCACUCCUGGUGAUUUACAAGCACACAGGCUUUGUGACAGCAAGGUCUCUGCCAAACCCACCCCCUCUGUCCUUCUGGGGCCUAAUUUUCACCGUCCAGAGCCAAAGGAAGCUGAGGGUUUUGAGCAGCUUGUUACCAGACAGUGUGGGGACAGCUUCGUGAUUCAGGGUGUGCUCCAGCUUGUGCUCUUCGUUUUGCUUAAAAGCUCUUCCCAGGUAGAACCCCGCCCCCCCUUACCUAAUGGAGGUCUCUCGUUUGCCUGUUGCAAAGCCAAGCCCGUGCAAAUAAGGUGGGGAGCUGAUUUUGGUGAAACAAAGCUGGUGGUAUGCAAACAACUGUGGGAAAGACCAAGUGCUACUGCCUCAUGCUGUACAGUUUUGAAUGUGAAAUUGAAUGUCAAAUUGGGUUUAAACCCAAAUUUGAAGCUUUGUUGGAAGAAAAGUGAAGGAAAUAAGAAGAGGUUUUUAAAGGUGGAAGCCAUAAAACUGCUCCUGUCAUCUGGUUUUGCUGGACUUUUGAAAAGAAAGCAGCUUAUCUUUGGAAUAAAAGGGAGGAAGACAGCCUUGCAGCAGAAAGCCCCGUGUUCACGCCAGGCGAGCUGGGUUGUGCUCCAGCUCUUGGCCCUGCUUUGAAGGGGACCCCAGGUCAUGCAGGAUUUCUGAGCCUCAAUUUCCCCUCGGGGAAGCCCUGCGCUGCACCGACAGUGGGAACCUUGGGCAUUGCCAAGAAACAUCUUUGAAACUCAAACCUGGCUUUGGAAAGAAACUGGAAGACAAACCGGCUCUAAACAAACACCCGAGUUAAUUCCUUGUCUUGCAUUGUACGAGCCCAGUGAAAUGAAACAAAGUGCAGCCACGAGGACAAGCAAAUGGAUUCAAAUGCGUCAAAAAGCUCUGAAACCUGCUGGUUUGGAAAUCUCCCUUUAUGUUUAGGGUUGGGGUCUUUUUUUGUUUUCUAAUUGUUCCUGGGAGUUUAAUGGUACGAUUAUUUUCCUGCUUCUGCCGUGGAGACAAUGUGCUUCAGCCACAAAGGCUUUGAAGGCUGAAUUGCAGAUGGCAUCCAGCGCUGAGCCACUCGGAUGCAAACGUCCCCUUGCUGGGAAACUGCUGUGAUGUGGAGGGCUCUCUGUUCAGCUGUCCAUCUGUCCAUCCAGUCUGCCUAGGGGCUGCCAGCGAGUGGUGAAGCCUGGCCUGCUGCAGUGGAGAUGGGAAAGGAUGGGAAAUGUUGGGAUUUUGGGGGUGAUGGUGCUAGUGCCUAGCAUGCCUCUGCCCUGCCAUGGAGGAGGUGGGUGCUCUGGGGUCUGGACCCCACAUCCCAAAGCUCAGUGGCUUCACUUUGCCUCCCCUAUGGCCUGGUCAUGGAAGGGGGCUGGCAAUGAGGUGAAGUCAGGGUCAGGCCAUGGCGGUUUGGCAUCUUUUGGUUUCAAUUCCAGUUCUUGCAUGGCUGCUGGCUGGCUCUCAGGUGCUCCUGGGCUGCAGAGUUGGCUGCUGCUGUGGGGUUUCUCCAGAGGCAGAUGUGCCGGAUGGGAGGGAAGAGCUGCAGGGACUGUAUCCUUGCUGCUGGUUUGCAAGGGCCAAACAGCCUCUGGUACGUGGGGAAUUGUUCCCGCAAGGAGAAAUUUGCUACCCUGCCCAGAGGUGCCAGGUUUGGUCUGGCUGGGGCAUUCCUUAGAACUCCCAGUCCUGCUGCUGAGUUUGCCUUCAGCCUCCCCUCCUUGCACCCUUCCCUCCCGGGCCAGCCCUGAGCAAAGCUUUUGGGGUGAUGGAGCCAGGCAAGGAGCUGUUUUGACCGAUGAUGUUCGUGGGUUUUCUGUAUGGAUGGGGAGCAGAGGAGAGCUCUGUUCUGCCAUCCCAGGCAUCAUGCUCUUGCUGUCUGCUUGCGGUGUGCUGGGAGCUGCUGGAGCAGAGCUGUCCCCCCACCUGGCAGGUGGCUGCAGGCAGGUGAUUCCUGCCCUGAAGCAGCUUUCCUUAUUGUCUCAGUUGGGUUUUUUUGGAGGGGGUGGGUUUGGAUGAGAAUGCUGGGAGAGCUCUGGGGGAACUUAGCAGUGAGCUGCGUUACUGCCUGACAGCCCCUUUGAACGUUUGUGUCAGACCUGACUUGAUGGAGGAGAGGAACAAGUUCUCAUGAGAACAGCGAAAACAGGGAGCUGGGGAGAAGCUUAAGUGCCGCGAUUCCUGCAGCCAUGUAGGGGGACACUGUGGUUUGUCCCUGUCCCUGGCUUCAUGAGUGGCAUGCCCCAGUGGGAUAAUGCAAAGGGACAGAGAUAAAGGCAUGGUAGUGUGGGGACAGUGGGGCAAAUCUGCCAGAAAUUGGGCUGUUGUCAGUUUUAUUGCUGACAGAUCAGCUUGUCCUUUCACGGAUGUUUAGAUGUCUGGCUCCCGCCAGCACUGGUGCCCCUUAAACAGGCCCACAUUCCCAGCCAGCCUCACUUGCUCUCCCAUCCAUCACUUUGCUCCUUCACGUGCCGCUUCCCUGCCAUGACGCUGAUGGGAUCAGAGCUGGGUGAUUUUCUCUGCCAGAUGCACUUUGCUCUGCUGGUGGUGGUUUGGGGCCAUCCCAUGCUGGGGAAAUUUGGAGCUUGUUCCCACACCCACUGGUGCCCACCAUCCAUCCCUCUGGCUCCAUGGGGAAUGCUUUGGGGGAGGGCUUUGUGGUGGGAGCAGCAUGGGAUGCUGCUUGAGCGGAGCUGAUGUCGCCACUCUCCCUCCCCUCCUCUGUGCCUGAAUUCCAAAUUUGGGUAAAGAAGGAAUAUAUCUGCCUAUCAGAUCACCAAAGCUCCCGUGCGUGUCUGCUGAAGCGUCUCAGGGUUGAGUGUGGUUUUGUUUAAAGAAAGCAACUAAAAUAAACUUGGCGAGAGGCUCCCAGGAGGUCACUGUACUUCUUUCCUCCCUAUUCCCAACCCCCAAACCCAGCACGGAUCCCCUCUUCCUGCAGGACUUUUGGCAAGUUAGCAUUUUUUUUCUUGCUGUUGUUGACAAAAAUCCUGGCUGGUUGAGAAAUACCAGUGUGGCAGCGCCAGCCCAGUCCCACGGGUCAAAUCCUGCCCCUGCAAAUCUCUGCCGGCAAGGGCAGCUCGUCCUGACUGGCCUUCAGGAAUGCUGCAGGGGGGGGGGUUGUCCAUCACCUUACAGGGCACCCCAGGCAUGAGGCCAUGAGCAAGCACCUGUGAUGGAUGGCUGGAUGGAUAGGUGGACACUGGGGGUGGACCUGUGGAUGAUUUGCUGGUUGGGCUCUGCAGCAGAAGCAAAAUGCUGGAAGUUCGUCAAGGGCUGAAUUAAAGUUGCCUGGCAACCUCCAUCCUGGUGCCUCUUCCUACAUCUCGCAGGAUUUCCCACCCAAGGUCUUCUGGCUCCAGGGAAAGGGGGGCCCAAAACACGCCACGCUUGCAGCCAGGCACAGGCUGAGCUUGCCUCUUCAGGAUGGCUGUUUCUUUAAUUCCCUGGCUUGUUCCCACGCCUGGGAGCUGGGAACUCUCCCCACUAGGACUGCCGGGGCAGGCGCCUUUUCCCCCCCAUGCUGGGAACAGGUCGGGCUGUUUUGGCUGAACCCAGGGGCAACUCCUGUGGGUCCCCAGGGGUAAGACAUCGCUGGGCUGGUGGGAACAUGGCUUGGGAAGUGAGCAGCAAGGGAGACAAGGGGGGGUCACAUGCUGGGCUUGGCCCCAGUGAGUAAAGCUGAGUAGCCCACAGGGGCUUGGAGUGCCUGGGCUGGGCCAGUGUAAGAAAGCAAGGUGUAAAUGGUGUUUCCUGGUGCCAUCCCUGCUGGGACUUUUUUUAAGGCUAUUUUGCAACCCUGUAACCUGGAGGAGACCUGCUGGGAAUCCUGGCUCCCACUGGCAAUCCUACGUCCCACUGGGAAGCCAGCAGCACUCCUUGUAGGAAAGCUCGGUGCCCAGGAGGAAGGAAGAAAGGUCCAUUAGCCUUUCUGGGAGCCUGCUUGGGCUUUACUAGAUCUCAGUGAAGCAACCACAACCUGUGCAUGGAGUGAUAGGAUAGGGAAGCAUCUGAUCCCACUCUGCAAAUCUGUCCCACCAUCCAGGAUAGAUUCUGGGGGUGAGCCAAAGAAGGGCUACUCCCACCCAGUAUUUCCAUUCUUUCUCCUGGGUUCCUUUUAAAUUAAAAAGCUGGCAUCAUUUUUCAGCUGUGCUGCCGAAGAAGCAGCUAUGUGGGGGGCCCAUAAGCCCCCAGCUGAGGUCCCUCCAUAUUUGCUAGCCCCACUGACAGCAUGGAUUCCCUGCACCACAGCUCAUGGCUGGCUCUUGCCCACAGGUUUUGCUGCCUUGUAGCAGGGAGAAGGAAGCACCAUGGCCAGCAAAAGCUCUGAGUGCCACUGCCAUUGAGGGGUGCGGCAGCUUUGCCUGGUUUCUUUGGCCGGAUCCAGGUUGGCGAGACCUGCCGCUGGGAAAUUCACUCAUCAAAAGCUUUUUGCACCUCCAGAGACGCUGGUCCAAGGGAUUUUAAGGAGGUGCCGGCCAGGCCAGCUCGUUUGGGUGUGCUGUGCUGGCUGGCUGAUGGUGGGAGGCUGAGGCCAGCACAGUCAUGCUCGCACAGCUUCCGCUGUGACCCAGUAAACCCAGUCAGACCUGACCGGGGCUUGCUCGCUCCCCUGCACGCUCACGCACGCCUGCCGCCUCCGCCACCCUGCUGCUGGCCUGGCCUUCCCCAGAGACCAGCAAACCCAUCCUGCUGGCAGGAGCUGGUGCUGGGGUUGGGCUUGCUCCUGGCAUCCUGCAGGAGCACCAGCAGCCGGUGGCAGGGGGGUGGGCUUGGCCCCAGUGGAUGCUGCGUGUUGUGGCUGGAGUGGCUGGUUCCUGCCUUCCCCCACUCUCGGGGCAGCCAUCAGCCCUGUAGCAGGAUCCUGCCCCUGCUGGAUCCCCUGCUUCUCCAGCUGGAGCAGGAGCUGGGGCACUAUUUUGGAUUCUAUGUCAAGCUCCCCCCGUGCUGGGAAGUAGGUGAGGUGCUGAGGGGCUUGGGAGCUCACUCCUGGGGAUGGGCUCUUUUGGCCAGUUUUUCUCUCAAACCCCAGAUUUCAUUGGAGCUGCUGCUUUUCAGCUUCUUCCUCUCCCCCCUUUUGUGUCUCUCCUCUGGAGAAAGCUCUGUGUCAUUCCUCUUCCUGGCCUUUCCCUGUUUCCCAUGGAAGUGCUGGGCUUGAGCAACCCAACUGCCCCAAGCCCAACUCAUGGGUCCUGCUGUCUGAGACAGUGCAUCCCACCCUGGCCCUCACCAUCACGCAGAGCUCACCCUGCCAAGGGGAAAGUGAUGGGUCUGUGGGGGGUUGGUGUGGCUGCAGCCAGGGUUGACGACCUGAGCCGAGCCAAGGGUGGUUUCAGUUCCUUCUUGCUCUUUCUCCCCCACCCUAGGUAUGAAAAAUAAAAAAUAAAAUAAAUAGAGAAGCUCGGAGCAGCCCUUCCCUUCAGGUAAAAUAUUAACUGGCUCUUACAGCGAACUGAUUAAAUGUUCUUUAGGACAAAGUUACAUCUGAUCUCAGGUAAAGGAGCUUUUGGAAAUGGGUGUAACUACUUCCCUGGGAAAAGCAGAGAAACCCAGGAGGCUGUUCCCCCCUGCCUCUGCCCAGCUGGGAGCCCUGCACAGCCCCACAGCUUAAUGUGUUCUUUUUAUUUCCCCCCCGCCCUGUGCUGGCUGGGUGCUCAUGCUGGUUAAAUGUUAGCCGAGGCUGGCUCCCAGUACUGUGCUCACCCUGUGAUAAACAGCCUCCCUGCCUCCCUGCGCGGCUGUGCUCCCAGCUCAAAUCCCCGUCACACUUGGAACUGGGCAGCAGGCAAAGUUCAGGGAUUGUUUGUUCGGGGGAGAUAAGGUGAGGACACCCGGCAGCAUGCAGGCAGCUUGCAGGGCUGUUACUCAUUUAUUAGAGAUGGUUGUUUGCCUUGUCAUAAGAAGUUUUCUCUUCCCCUCUGCUUUCUCAGCCCAGGUGCAGGGCAGCUCUCAUGGUUUGUGUGUGAUUCUGGGCUCAUCUCCCUGUGCAGAGACCUGGGGAAAGUUCCCCACAGCCGCCAGGGCCUGGUCCCACUGGAGGGAUGGAGAGGUGUCAGCAUGGGGCUGCUUUGGUGCUCUAGAUGUGACCCCACGACUUGCUUUGCCCAAAUCUUUGAUGGGUUUGGCUUGUGCCAGACACAGUGCUGUCAGAGCAACUUGUUUCUGGUUGACCUCCAUCCCCACUCACCUGCCUUGCAUCACCCUGCCACCCCCCUUGCUCACCAUGGAGUUCCUUGGAAGGAGGUUGCUCUGGAUCAGUAUUUUCUGCUCCCCAGGGAGCUCAGUUCUGUGGGCAGCACCCUGCUUGCUCCCAGGGUUGGGUGCUGUGUGGGUGCUCUGUGCUGGGUCGGUGCCUGCGGAGGCAUCUAGGCAGGAGAGAAUGCGGGGGACUUUUUCCCUUUGCUCCAUUCCUGGGAUGCUGCAGGGCAGUGGCCAGUGCAGGUACGAUGUCUGGGUCUAAACCCCCCCAAAAGGAAAGAGCAGUUCAGUGCAGACUCCAGACUGUGGCUGGAUCCCACAUCCAGCCCCUUGCUUCUCCUUUUCAGCCCCAAAGACCUUUUCGCUGUCAUUUCCCUUUGGUUUUGCUUCCACUUCACCUGAGACCCAGGCGAGGUAUUUGCUUCAGAGAAACCAUCUACAACAAGCGUGUUCAAACAGCUUCUCUACAGGGCCAGGAGGGCUUGGCAGCUGGCUCUGUCCUGGAGAGCUGGGGAGCUGGUCCCGAGGAUCGGCUGUGCCGGCCCGGCAGCAGCGGGCUGGGUGGCUGCCCUCGCCGGGGCAGUGGGAAGAUGAGCAGGGGCACGGCCCAUUUCCUGACAGCUCUCUUCAUGGCGGCAGCAGGGGCGGUGGGCUACCCGUCCCGGAGGUCUGCCACUGACCUGGAUGCCACCCCCAGGACAACGGUCACCUUUGAUGAGCUGUUAGGUGUUCGGCACUUCAGCACACGCACCCUCAACUACAGCACCCUGCUGCUGGAGGACGGCCGGGGCAUCCUCUACGUGGGCGCCAGGGGAGCCAUCUUCGCCCUCAACUCCAGCGAUGUGGGCGACGGGUCCCACCGCACGAUCCCCUGGGAAGCCUCCCCAGAGAAGCAGAUGGACUGCCUGCAGAAGGGCAAAAACAACAAGACCGAGUGCUUCAACCACGUGCGGUUUCUGCAGAGGCUGAACAGCACCCACCUCUAUGCCUGUGGCACCUACGCCUUCCACCCGCUCUGCGCCGCCAUUGAUGCCGACACGUUCACAUUGCCAUCCUACUUUGAGGAAGGGAAGGAGAAGUGCCCGUAUGACCCUGCCCGUGGCUACACUGGCCUCAUCGUGGAUGCCGAGUUCGUGGCCUCUGUGCUGGUCCAGGAGAGCAAGGACAGCCCCGUGGGCGAUGAUGACAAAAUCUACUACUUCUUCACGGAGCGGGCUGGUGAGGAGACCACAUCCUUCUUUGACAAGAGCCAGAUGGCCCGAGUGGCCCGAGUGGCCCGUGUCUGCAAGAGCGAUGUGGGGGGGAAGAAGAUCCUGCAGCGGAAGUGGACGUCCUUCAUGAAGGCGCGCCUGGUCUGCUACAUCCCCUACUAUGAGGUGCUGCGCAGUGUCUGCAGCCUGGACGGGGGUGGCUGGGCCAGCACGGUCUUCUACGCUGCCUUCACCCUCUCAGCACAGUGGAGGACCAUGGAGGCCUCGGCUGUGUGCCGCUACAGCAUCUCGGCAGUGCAGCACGCCUUCGAGGGCCCCUACAUGGAGUACCAGGACUCGGCCCGCAAGUGGUCCCGCUAUGAUGGUGCGGUGCCUGAGCCCCGGCCUGGCUCCUGCAUCACGGACCACUCUCGCAGGAAGGGCUACAACUCCUCGCAGGACCUGCCCAACAGCGUCCUGGACUUUGUCAAGCUGCACCCGCUCAUGUUCGAGGAGGUGAAGCCGGCCGGCGGGGAGCCGCUGCUGGUGAAGAAGAGCGUGGCGUACAGCCAGCUGGCCGUGGACAGGGUGCAGGCCCUGGAUGGCCACUCCUACGAUGUCCUCUUCAUGGGGACAGGGGAUGGCUGGAUCCACAAGGCCGUGGUGGUGGGCUCCGGCAUCCAUAUCGUGGAGGAGGUGCAGGUCUUCAGGGAGCCGCAGCCUGUGGAGAGCCUCGUGAUCUCGCAGGCCCAGAGGAGCCUGUACGUGGGGGCAGCCAGUGAGGUCUUGCAGAUGCCCCUGGCCUCCUGUGCCAGGUACGUCUCCUGCUAUGACUGUGUCCUUGCCCGGGACCCCUACUGCGCCUGGGAUGGCAGGACCUGCUGUGCCAUCACCGCUGCUGAUGACAGCAGAGGGCUGGUGCAGGACAUUCAGAGUGGCAACAAGGGAUGCCGGAGCAGCACUGGGCGGGGUGAGUCCGUGCUGCCCCCUGGGAUGGCGGAGGAUUCCAGUGUCCCUCCGGGUGGCUGGGAGGGGUGCGAGGCAGUGCGUGUCCCCUCAGGCUCCCUGCCCUGGAAGAACCGGACGGUGCUGCAGGGGGACGAUGUGCUGCUGCCCUGCGACCAGCGCUCCAACCUGGCCCGAGCCAUCUGGCUACUGAACGGCAGCGAGGUGCCGGGCACCGGGCAGGACCGGCUACGUGUGGGGGUGGACGGGUUGCUGGUGACGGACACGUUGCCCCAGCACAGCGGCCAGUACCGCUGCUAUGGGGAGGAGCGGGGCCUGCGGACGCUGCUGGCUGCCUACAGCCUCACCGUGCUCCACGAGCUGCACCACGGCCCCACGGCUGCCCCACGGCCCCACGCUGCCAGCCAGGCGGCCGGCGAUGUGAAGGUGGCUUACAUCUCUGCCAUUGUCGCCUUGGUGGUGCUGUGUGGUGUGCUCAGCGCCGCUGUCCUCUACAUGUCCUGCCUGGAGAAGCGGAAGGGCAAGUACGUCCUGGGGGAGCCACGGCCGGCCAGCGUGGAGCUGCAGACCGUCUCGGCCAACUGCCUGCGCAAGGGCCGCUGGAAGGAGGAGGAGGAGGAGGAGGAAGAACUCACCUACCCUGACGGCUGCCUGCGGAUCAUCCCCGGCGAGGCACCUACAGCUGCCACCUCCCCGGUCAAGGAGCUGCCGGCUGCCGUGCCCCCGCUGCCACCGCCGCCGCCGCUGCCAGCCGAGCUCACCAACGGCGUGGGGGCCCUGCCCAACGUCCUGCGCAAGAUGAACGGCAACAGCUACAUGCUGCUGCAGCAGCAGGAGGAGCCGCUGGCCUCGCCGCUCUACAGCGCGUCCUUCACUGAGGAGCUCAGCAAGAUCCUGGAGAAGAGGAAACACACGCAGCUGGUGGAGAAGCUGGACGAGAGCUCCGUGUAGGGGCUGGAGAGGGUUCCUGCCAGCAGGACUCUCCUCCCCUCCCAACCCCUUCUCCCCCACCCCUGCCAGCAGUGUUACAAGACUCAGGAAAAACUACCUCCGGGAUGGCAGAGCCGGGCCGGGCCCGGGCUCGGCCAUUCCUUUGGCUUUUCACUCACUUUUGAGACUCGCUGUACAGAAAAAAAGAAAAAGAAUAUAUUUAAAUUUGGGAGCUCUAUUUAUGUAUAAAAACUCACCAACGGUGGCCACGAGCUGGAGGCAGGAGCUGGCACCUGGAUGAAGGUGGACACUUGGGGGAGGGAAUUUCUGUCUGUCUGUCCGUCCAGGCAUGAGAGAGAGAGACACUGUUGUGGACAUGGCCUGCCCCAUUUGGCAUCCCCGGAUGGCUGCUGAGAGGGUUUCUUCUCUGCGAGAGGAUGAUUCGUCGAGAGAUGGAGCUGGGGCAAGGAGCCCAUGUCCCCCAACACCCUGGAGCAGCUGGUGGAGAAGCAGGUGCCCACUGUGAGGAGGGUGAGGAGGCCCCAGGGCAAGAGCAGGAUGCAGCAGCAGGCAGCAAGAUGCACUGGCCGCAGGAUGGGCAGCGACCGCCUUGCCCUGCAGCGUGGCGAGGGAACAGCGCCGUACCCACAUCCCCCCAGUGUCUGCAGUCUGCCCCCUGGCACCACGUGUUUCUGCUCUCCUGUUUGGUGCUGUCGGAGAACUGGGGUUCAGGCACUGCCCUGUCCCCUGUGGUACAACAUGUGAGAGGGGAAACAUCCUCACAGAGUGAGAAGCCCUGCCUUCCUCUGGGACCUCCUGCUCUUCAUGGCAUUUUCCAGGGGCAGCCACUGUCCCUAAAUCCCCCAAACUACCUCUGCUCCUGCUGCUUUCUGGGGGGAAGCUGUGGGACUGGGGUGACAUCUUAUGCCCUAGGGACAGGGCAGCAACACUGGAGCAGCUGAGGAGGAACUGACUUGCUGGGGUGUGUGUCCUCCCCUGUGUUCCUUGCUGACACCUCCAGAAUGAGGACAUUGCCUGGAGCUCAGCCCUGCAGCAGGGGCAGACCCUGGGAUCCCAAACGGACUGGGAAUCCUCCUGUCCCAGAAGAGUGAGGCUGAGUAGGAAAAAUCCCAUCCUACACCCACCCUUCUUCUUGCUGUAAGGAGGGGCAGGACAAGCCACUCCCAAGCACACCCUCCCAGCCCAAGCAGGGGCACUGCCCUCUGUGUCUGGCCCCACGUGCCCCCCGGCAAUAAACGCGGCUCUGUCUGGA
Molecule: messenger RNA, 12044 nt
Organism: Apus apus (common swift)
Lineage: Eukaryota; Metazoa; Chordata; Aves; Apodiformes; Apodidae
Gene: SEMA4G
Product: semaphorin 4G
Exons: 15
Coding region: 7934-10792 (952 amino acids)
Biological process (GO): positive regulation of cell migration; semaphorin-plexin signaling pathway; negative chemotaxis
Molecular function (GO): chemorepellent activity; semaphorin receptor binding
Source: RefSeq, a predicted model, not a curated record